Molecule: messenger RNA, 1972 nt
Organism: Mollisia scopiformis
Lineage: Eukaryota; Fungi; Ascomycota; Leotiomycetes; Helotiales; Mollisiaceae
Exons: 2
Coding region: 128-1714 (528 amino acids)
Biological process (GO): regulation of DNA-templated transcription
Molecular function (GO): DNA-binding transcription factor activity, RNA polymerase II-specific; zinc ion binding
Source: RefSeq, a predicted model, not a curated record
CAUACUCAACAGCUCAGCCCUACGGUAUGCAUAUCCAUCGCGAACACCUCACUCGGCGUACCUGACCUCUCGCAUGAGCAAGCUACGAAAGCCACAGUGACACCUCGAAUUCUACUACUCUAGCGUCAUGCCAUCGUCGUCUCAGAGUCCUAACAAUCAAAGCGUCAACGCCACCCUUAGCUCCAACAAUCAUAUGACUGGGACAACAAAUAAGUCCACAGAAGAGAUUGCUCAGUCUGAUAGCUUAGGAAGUCGGCCUAAGAGAGUGAAGGUUUAUCCUGAGCUAUCUAACAGGAUCCGAGCAAAAAGGCCAAAAGCUCGGACAGGGUGCAAGACAUGCAAAAUUCGUCGCGUCAAGUGUGGGGAGGAGAGACCAGGCUGCCUCAAAUGUCAAAAGGUCGGCGUAACCUGUGGCGGGUAUGAAAUAUCUCAACCGCGCACCAGAACCAUCGUUGUCAACAGCGCCAAACCCCUCCUACCACGAGUAACCUGCAAAAUACCACGUUUCUCUCUGCCCAGCAACAAAUUGUUCAAUGGCGAAGUCGAGUAUCAGUAUUUCCUGUAUUUUCGGGACGAAGUUGCAUUUGAUAUUUCCGGACCUGUCCCAGAGGAAAUUUGGAAUUAUGUUAUACUGCAGGCAACAAACGAGACAACAGCCCUUCGCAACCUUACCAUCGCAUUAGCAGCUUUGAGUAAAUCGAAAUCACGCCCAGAAUCAGCAAUUACCCAUCACGCAUUCGCCAUCAGCCAUUAUGGCAAAGCACUCUAUGAGCUACGCCAAAUUAUCGCUGCUGGUGAUGAGAGUGCAGUUCGCAUCAGUCUCAUCGCUUCACUACUCAUCUUCUGCUUCGAAAACAUUCAAGGCAGUUACGACCAAGCUGUUGCGCAACUUCGAAGUGCGUUGCGAAUGAUGAGGAAGCGUCUUUGGACUGAUCAGUUCUUCUAUUCUCGCCUAAGAAGUAUCGCCUCAAUGCCAGGACUCGAAGACGACAUCCUGGAUGCUUUCAUCCAACUCGACAAUGGGCUCAGGUCAAUGGUGACGGAUCCUACGGAGGCAAGGACUAGUCUCCUGGGAAUACGGUACCUGGACGACGAUUUCGCCAUGCCCCGCGUAUUCCGGGACAUCAAAGAAGCAAAAAAUCAUCUUGUACACCUACAGUACAAAGCUAUGCCGUACUUGUCCCACAUGUCGGAUGCAUUCAUGUAUGGCGAUUCAUACAAUCAUGCUCCUCCAAGGAGCUCGUUCGACGAGCUCAUGAUCCAUAUGCAAUGUUGGACGAGAGCUUUCAAGCCUUUACUCGGUGAUGCCACCAGACAAGGUAGCUUAGAUUUCAUUGCGGCCGCCGCACAACGUACGGUUGGUGUAGCUACAAUUCUUGCAUUGCAGAGAAUCUUCCUUGGUGCAGGAGGAGCUAGCAAUCCUGGCCUUUUCGUUCCCGAAGCAUUAGAAAUCGUAGAUUUGUCUCGACGAAUCUCGGAAAACCAAUGCUUCAAGAAGGCUUUCGUUCUGGACUGCGGCGUUGUUGCAUCGCUCUUUGUUGUCAUCACGAUUUGUAGGACAAGGCAUAUCAGAGAGGAAGCUAUUGAGGUUCUUGAGUCCUGUGGGGAGAGAAUGGAGAUCACGUGGAACGCUGCAUCGAUGGCUAAGGUUGGGAGGGAGCUUCUGGAAGCUGAGGAUAAAGCUCUCUUGAUGCACCUGAGCCAUCAAGAUUGAGCGAGAGAAUUCGAUGUGUAGAGAACGUCACUUCUCCCCAGGUUAUAAAGGCGCCUCGGGACAAGCUCAAGGCGGAACGUCGAAACCGAAGUGCUUGUUUUCAAAAAGUUGAGUUGAACAACCCUCCAGGUCCCUUGUAGGGUUGCUAGUUUGAGUAGGUAGUGAAAGUAGAGGGUUUAAAAUAGAGAUUUAAAUAAGGUACAGCGCUGGAGCGAGAGUACUGAGCUGGAGUGAGAGUCUACUCAGAGCCAAGUAGAG